Molecule: messenger RNA, 5495 nt
Organism: Myripristis murdjan (pinecone soldierfish)
Lineage: Eukaryota; Metazoa; Chordata; Actinopteri; Holocentriformes; Holocentridae
Gene: ltbp3
Product: latent transforming growth factor beta binding protein 3
Exons: 29
Coding region: 379-4167 (1262 amino acids)
Molecular function (GO): calcium ion binding
Source: RefSeq, a predicted model, not a curated record
UCCAGAGCAACAGGGCGAAGGAAGACCGACGAAAGCGAAGAGGAGUUCAGCAACUUUGAAAUCACGUUGCUCCCUUUUAUUCACCUCUGCAACUUGGCACAAAAGUUUCAAAGAUGCCCAACAUUUUGGUUUUUCCAGACGGAUCACUCAUGUACGCGAGGGAAGUGAUUUCUUUUUUUCCUUGAGGGGAAAAGAGGGAGGACGCACUCGCUUUGGAGUUUACUCCCUUUUCCGCCGCAUGAGACAUCAAACUCGGCCGAGGCACAAGCGGAGCAAACCCCCGUCAACGACGCGCUUCGGGCCGGAGCCGCUGAACCCGUGUGAUCUGGCUUCGUGAAUGCCCCCAGCUCUGCGUGGACGGCAGUGAAGGAUGCCAGGAUGCCCUCUCUGAUUUCCCAUCUGCUUGUCAUCUGGCUGAGCGUCCACAGGCUGGCGUGGUGCACGGAGCGCUCCUCCACACGGGAGCGCUUCAAAGUGGUCAUCGCGCCCCUCAUCUGCAAGAGGAUCUGCCUGAAGGGACAGUGCCAGGAUACCUGCGAGCAAGGCAACAACACCACGCUCAUCGGGGAGAACGGCCAGGCGGCGGACACGCUCACGGGACCCGGCUUCAGGGUUGUUGUGUGCCCGCUGACGUGUAUGAAUGGAGGAGUAUGCAGCUCGAGGACACACUGCCUGUGCCCGCCUGGUUUCACCGGUCGGCUGUGCCAGCUUCCACUCCCGCAGACGCAGCAAGCUCAGGCGGCGCGGGGCAACAAGCAGCCUGUCUACCCCGUAUCAGUAAAGACAGACAGCCAGACCCAGGGGGAGCAGACUGCCAUGGGGCGCACCCAGCUGGCACAAACACACUCGGUUUUCACCCUGCCCUUGGCACAAGGAGGGCACCACUCCUCAGAAGUGCAGAUUAACGUACGCGUCCACCACGCCCCCGACACCUCCGUAGUCAUUCACCCUCUCGACCAAUCGGACGCCAAGCCCCCCCACAAGGCCGUGACGCGCCACAGCCUGCAGAGGCACAAACCGAAGGGGCGCUGCUUCCAGGAGACCACACCCAAACAAGCUUGCAACAGCACGCCGCUUCCUGUUCUGACUAACCAGGAGGACUGCUGCGGGAGCGUGGGCAACUCAUGGGGACAAAACAAAUGUUAUCAGUGCCCCAAACUACCAAAUGCAUCAGUCAAACAGACGAUCGUGGAGGACUAUGGCUCCACCUGCCCACAGGGCUAUAAAAGAUUCAACAGCACUCACUGUCAAGACAUCAAUGAGUGCUCCAUGCGAGGAGUGUGUCAGAACGGAGACUGUCUGAAUACGCUGGGCAGCUUCAAGUGUGUGUGCAAAGCCGGUUUGGUGCUCGACAGGAACAGAUGUGUCGAGUCUCCGGCGGAGCAGGCGCAGUGUUUCAGGAUGGUGUCGGAGGCCGGCCGCUGCGAGCACGCCCUGCCCACCCCGCUGACGCAGGAGAUGUGCUGCUGCACGGUGGGCAAAGCCUGGGGCAGCAGCUGUGAGCGAUGCCCGCAGGUGGGCACAGUGGCCUUCAUUAAGAUAUGCCCCGCUGGGAAAGGCUACUUCCUCCAGCAUGUGAGAGACACUGUGGCCUUUUCUCCCCGUAUUUAUACCAUCCCGGAGAAGGGCAUCCGCAAGCCAGACAAGACACAACAGGAGGAAAUCAAGCCACCGGAGAGGCCGCCGGAGACGACCACCGCCGUGCAGCAGGCUCCCACCAGCACCCACAGUCCUCGUGUGCCUGUGGCGAAGCCCACGCCUGAGCCAAUCAUCCAGCUUCACCAGGGCUAUGAGCUCUUCGAAACACACACGCAAGUCUCACCAGAGACAGACGAAUGCAGGCUGAGCAGGAACAUUUGUGGCCGUGGAGAGUGUGAAAACAGCCCGAGCGGCUACACCUGUCACUGUCACCCCGGCUACCACCUCCACCGCCAGAGGAACAUCUGCGUGGAUGAUGAUGAAUGUGACUCAGAGCCGUGCGGCCACGGCAGAGGCAUUUGCGUCAACACAGACGGAGGCUACCACUGCCGCUGCCAUCAAGGCUACAAACACCUGGUGCAUCUUGGGAGGCUGAGAUGUGUGGAUGUGAAUGAAUGCUCCAAGCAAGACGUCUGCGGCGUCGGGGGCCAGUGUGUGAACGUGGUCGGCUCCUACAAAUGUGAAUGUCACAAAGGAUUCAGGAGCAAGUCGCACCAUCACCCAACCUGUGAAGAUAUAAAUGAGUGUUUGAACCCCAACACUUGUCCCAAUGAGCAAUGUGAGAACACGCCAGGCUCCUAUGAGUGUAUUCCCUGCUUACCCGGUCAUGAGGCGCGAGGCGGGACCUGCUAUGACAUCAAUGAGUGUCAGAAGCACAGUGUGUGUCCCAACGGCCGCUGUGAGAACCUCCCUGGCACGUACCGCUGCCUGUGCGACGAGGGCUUCCUCCCAUCUGCAGACAGCAAAGGAUGCAGCGACAUUGACGAGUGUGAGGAUGACAGGCUGUGUGCCAACGGGCGCUGUGUUAAUACAGAAGGCUCCUUCCAGUGCCAGUGCUACCCGGGAUACCAGCGCACACAGGAAGGCAGCCACUGUGAAGACAUCAAUGAAUGUGCGAGGCCAUCUAACUGUCAGAGAGGAAUCUGUAUCAACAGCAUGGGCUCGUACCGCUGCGAGUGCCAGAAGGGUUACACGCUGGUUGGAGGCAGGAGAUGCCAAGACAUCGACGAGUGCGCGGCAGACAGGAGUCUCUGCCAGCCCUUUGGAACUUGUGAGAACAAACCGGGCUCAUAUGUGUGUGUGUGCAACCACGGCUUUGUGCUGUCAGAGGACAAACACAGCUGUGAGGCGGUUCAGAUACAGACAGACGACAAAAAGGAGUGCUACCUGAACCUGGACGAUACUGUGUUCUGCGACAGCGUCCUGGCCACCAACGUCACCAAGCAGGAGUGCUGCUGCUCCAUCGGGGUGGGAUGGGGAGAUCACUGUGAGAUCUACCCCUGCCCAGUCUACCACUCUGCUGAGUUCCACUCCCUGUGUCCGCAGGGCCGAGGUUACUACCAUGAGGAAGGACUCGCUGACUAUAGCCUGUCUCUCCGCCGGGAUAUUGAUGAGUGUGUGCUGUUUGCCAAUGAGAUCUGUAAGGAGGGUCGCUGCGUGAACACACAUCCAGGCUACGAGUGCUACUGCCAGCAGGGCUUCUACUAUGACAGCAACCUUCUCGAGUGCAUCGACGUGAACGAAUGCCAUGACGAGUCUCUGUGUACGAACGGUCAGUGCGUCAACACCAGAGGCUCCUUUUACUGCAACUGCAACGCCCCCUGGACCCCGGACCACAACAAGAAGAAGUGUGUGAUCACCACAGUGGCAGAUGUGAAUGAAUGUGAAGACCCAGCCAACUGUAAGAACGGUCGCUGUGUGGACACCGCAGGGUCCUACUACUGUAUCUGCUCCCCGCCCUGGACCCUGGCCACCGACCGGAACAGCUGUGUGACACCAGAGGAGCAGGCUGAUGUGAAUGAGUGCCAGGACCCCUCGUACUGUAAGAAUGGGAGGUGUGUGAACACGCCCGGCUCCUUUCACUGUAUUUGCAACCAGCCCCUCACCUUCAGUGCAGCGCUCAAACAGUGCGUCUAUGACGACCGCACCGCAGCCCAUAAGGACGUGUGUUUCCUGCAGGUCGAUGAGGAUUUGAUCUGCAGCGUGCCCAGGAGCGGUAUGGUGCUCACCUACUCAGAGUGCUGUUGUCACUACGGCCGAGGCUGGGGGCCCGAGUGUCGCACCUGUCCGCAGAGAAACUCAGUGAUCUUCAGCCGUCUGUGUGACAUGCAUCUAGAGACAGAGUCUGAAGGGGAGCUGGAGGCACCGUUUCCCAACUACAACCCAGGUAGCACCCGGCACGUCAGACUUAGUGACAGUUCGGAGGAGGAUUCAGACGAAUGCAGCUGUGCCAACGGCCGCUGUGUCCCGUCCUACCUGGGCACCAUGUGUGAGUGUAACCCAGGUUUUAGGCUGGACCACUCCCGCACCCGCUGUACAGAUAUUGAUGAGUGUACUGAACCGGGAGUUCGUAAUAAUCUGUGCAAGAACGCUCGCUGCCAGAACACCAUAGGCUCAUUCAAGUGCCACUGUAAACACGGCUUUGUGCCACGAAGGCCAAACUUGUGUGUCCGUCCCAGAGCUCGAUAACCUCUCCUUGUGACUCUGUUUAUCUGUAUCUAUCCAACACACACAAACAUGCACGCACAUAGUACACCUCUGUCUCAUAAUUAAAAGGUGGGACUGUGUGUACACGGUUUUCCUAAAAAAACAUGUUUUUACGUUUGGGGCCAAAUCAUAGGAAUGGCUCGUUUGAAAUGUACAAAAUGUAUCAUGCUCCUCUUUCACUCCCCAUUGCACAGUUAGGAAAGUAAAACAAUGCAGACAAAGACAUAGGUUUUGUUUUGUUACGCGUUUUGUAAUUAGUAUUUUGUUUAAACUGUUUGUUAAUGAACAUUUCAGUGUGCUUUUUGUGAAUUUCUAUGUUAUUUUUUGCUUUGAUCUUCCAUCCUUAAUCUCACUCCUUAAUGUCAAAUGUUUUCUUAUUUUAAUGAUGUGUUAAAAAACAAAACAAAAACCCACACACAUUUAUGAAUCUAUAGGUUAUUGCUGUUAUUGCUACAGCAGCCCACUCAAUAUUUGUGAACUUCAAACACCAGCCAAAGCCAGAAAACGAACACAUGUGGAAGAUAUGGCCAAUGGAUCUGCUCCAUUGGCCAAGAAUGCGAGACCGAUUUUUUAAAGCCAGAAUGUUUAUUUAAGUUUGAAACAAAUUCGAUUUUUUUUUAUAUGGUAGUAAAGUUAUCGAAACUGAACCAGAAGUUGCAUCCUUAUCUCCACAAAUUCUCCAGGGUGCUCUCACCUUCAUCAUCAUGGCCAAUACACUCUUUUUCAAGUCUCCUUGACAUUUUGCACCUAAAUUGUGAAACAGGUCUCAUUACAAGUCUUUGUUCUCUGGUUUCCAUCUCUGAAAGAAAGUUGUUCAUUAUCACAAAUAUUGAUUAGAUUGUCCCAGAGAAUUUGAAUGCCUCAUGAUCUUUAAAAUUUUGUCGUAUUCCCCUUUACUUUUUCACUUAGGGCCACAUUCCUCUGUCUGGGAAAUCUCAUUCUCUCUCUGAAUUGUAUUUUUUAACCAUGCAUUGAUGAUUUUGAUUGAUUGUACAGUUUGUUCAGUGGAAUAUCCUUUUCUGAAAGAUUGGUGCCUAUCUCCCCCUGUAUUUGUGUUGAUGUAUAAUAUUGGAAAAUUAAAUGUUUUGUAUAAUUUUGACAUGUGCACCUAAGUGGACUUUAAGCUAGACAAAAAGGUAAUGCGCUUAGCAAUGAAUCGAGGGGGAAUGUUUGCUAAAUGUAGCAAGGAAAACAAAGAAAAUGUGUGACAUCUUUAGACAAAAUCGCUGCAUCUAUGCAUAUAGAAAACCAAAGACGCUCUUGAGAAAAGAACAAUUUUAAUUAAAAAAACACAGAUGUCAAACCAUUCA